GCUGUUUAUUAUGCCAGGCGCUGAUCAGUGUCAGUGGCCCCUUAGGUGGAGCAGCUUGUGGCCUGGUGGCAUUUCGUGUAGAGAUAAAACGGCUCUCUCAAACUGAAUUUAGCCCACCCACUCCCUGGACCCCAGCCCAGGCAGGCACAGGGGAGUGGCUAUUUUGUGUGAUAGCCGAGGCUAUUUUGUUUCCCUCCCCAGCUAUCGGGCUGAGCUACAGUCAGGAUGUUAUGACGACAGACAAGCUGGAGCAUCAGCCAGCCCAGAAUGGACUGAGUGUGAAAGGCAGGCGGAGAGGGCAGCCUGUGCCAAACGGCGAGUGUGCUUGGCGUGGCCAAGUGCUGUGGAGGAGUGAGAAGGGAACCCGGGGUCCAUUCCUGUCCUCUGAGCUGCUUGCAGGGAGGGAGGAAGGUGGCUGUGUUGGUUUGCAGAGGCCAAAACUAUCAUUCACGUCAGCUGACCACAUUGCAGGAGUCAAAACUGUUCCCAGAUGUCAGCUGUCAACUCAGGCGUCCCUAUCAGGCCUGAUGGAACAAAGACCGAAUCCGGAAGGGACACUGGGGAUGCCACAAAAAUCACCCCCAAUUCAGAGCAUGAAGAAUCAUUUGGAAACAUCUCUUUCCCUGAAAACCAGAGAUACUCGCCUGGGGAGUUUAAUUCCAGUGAAGAUUUCUCCCUCAUUCCUUCUGCCCAGAUACCAAAGAAAGCGGAAAAUGAACGCCCCCAGUCCGUCAUCGCUGGCAUCGCCAACUCCUCUUUCCAGCCAGGGAAGGUUGCCCUCCAUCCUGCCUACUGCGCCAACGGCUGUGGGCUUCCCCCGGCUUCCGUGAGGCAGCAGCCGCGAGUCUCCAAGAAGCAGCGCAUCAGCUCCACUGCCUCCGUCUGCACCAACAGCAGUAAGAAGAGCUGCAAAUCCACAGCAUCUCAGAUCCAGGAGGUGGCUGGGGAUGAGCUGUGUGCCACUCUCCUCUUAGCUUGCCUCUUCUGCCGUUUCUCGGACAUCCUGCCUCUUUUCUCCGGGCCUUUCUGUUCUUGCUUCCCUGAGCCCUCCUGCAGCUCCAGGCUCCUGGGCUUUUGCUCGGACCCCCAGAGCUGCUGCUGCUGCUGCUGCUGCUGUCGGUUUGAGGAGCCGGCCCUGGAGUUAUGCUACCAGACUGGUGACUGUCUCGAACUUGCAUUAGAAGUGUCUGAGCUGUGCUAUCACUGACUAACCUUGGCUGCCAAAGAUGCCUCCUAAUAAUCUUUACUUCUUCCUGGGAUCCUUAUGGCAGAUCGCUGUGCACAUUGUGCCCUUGCCUGCCUCUUCUGUGAGUUUAUGUCCCUCUGCUCACUUGCCCUGGACUGUGGGGGCUGCGGGGGCUGCCUAGAGGCUUGUUGUGGUGGAGAAGGAGGGGAGUCCCUUGCCGAGAGCUGCUGUGGGGAAGCCGGUGGAGAAAAUUGCCCCUGUGGGUUAGGCUGCGGGAUGUUGCAGGAUUGCUGCGGCUCCUCUGACUGUCUUGAGAUCUGCCUGGAGUGCUGUUCUAUCUGCUUCCCAGCCUGAAUUCAGGGACCGGGAGAUCGUGUCCCUCUGUCCUCCAUGGUUCCGGACUGCGUUGGGAUGUGUGCAUAUCCCUUUGGGAAUCCGACCCCACCAAACUACAAAGCAUGGCAAGAGAUUAAUCUGGGCCUCUUUUCUUACCAAAGCCCCACCUCCUUUGAACAUCCUCAGGCAAACUCCUUCCUCCUUUUUAUAUCAUGGUAACAGCCCAAAACGCAUUGCUUGUAUGCACACAGCUGGGGCCUGCUGUUUGUAUUGGAUGGGAUGAGGCCCAUUAAGUAUUGUUUCAAUUGUGUGAUGUCACACUCAGACAUUGUGUUGAUGUCACCAAAAAAGCUAAGCUGCAUUCGCACUGAAGACAGGAUAAAUUCCACUCGCACUACAAAAUCCUGUCAGGUCAAGCCUAUUCUGUUACGCACUGUAAUGUUACAGAAAAAUCCACGCCGUGCAUUUUCGACAGAUGUCACCACGCAACUGUGGAUGGAAUCUCUCUCCUUUUUUUUUAACUGUGACCAAAAAAAUUUACAUUGAUGCUGUGAUAUAUCUGAAUGGACUGAAGCUGAAUAUGCCCCAGAGCCAAAGAAAUUCCUCUUCCUGUGCUGAAUGCUUCCAGGUGACCCACCUAUUGAGCAUUCAUCCUUAUUUGUUUGCAGGGAGGUUAGACAAGGUUGGAUAUUUAAUGAGCAUUGCUUUUUAUUUGAUUGCAAGGAAGUUAGAAGGCCUUGCAUUUUUUAAAAAAAGUCUUGUCCCACACUUUCCAGUGCAUUUUCCUGUCUCUUUCCUAAUUCCAAAAAGUCCACUUGUUUUAGGGAGUGGAUUUGUUGUGCAAGACCUCCCUGAAUUUGUCAGUAUGUGAUUGAAUCCCACCUGAAAAUAGCUAUACAGUUUGGAAGUGCCUGAUGUGUUUCUGAUGUGAACUUUAAAUGGACUAUAGGCUCCAGGUUGGGGUUUCUCACAUGACUAUUUCUUUGUGCCUGGAAAUAUACUGUUGUGUUGAUCAGGAUGCCUGAUUGUAAAAUAAAUUUAAAUUAAACUAAUGAA
Podarcis raffonei (Aeolian wall lizard) is the source of this 2578-nucleotide messenger RNA. RefSeq names its product myoD family inhibitor domain-containing protein-like. NCBI's taxonomy places the organism in Eukaryota, Metazoa, Chordata, Lepidosauria, Squamata, Lacertidae. The record is from RefSeq and is a predicted model, not a curated record. The coding region runs from base 491 to 1207 and encodes 238 amino acids. The transcript is spliced from 7 exons.